AUGUCAGUCCCCAGCGAGGUGCUCUCCCCGUUUACCAAUACUCUUCAGCAGCUGCAGCGCGUCUUUGAGUCCAUGAAGAAGGAGAUAAGUGAGUUCACCAAAUCGCUCAACCACACAACGGCAGACGUCAGCGAGUUUCGGAAUGAAAUUCUGGAAAUCAAAAACCAGCUAAAAGAGCUAGAGACGCAGAAAACUGAGGUGAAGAACCUGCGCGCGGAGGUCGUCGAGCUCCGCCACGAACUAGAACUUAAAGAACAGCGCCAUCUACUCAAAAAUAUCGAAAUUACAGGAGUGACUGAAAGUAACGGGGAAAAUCUUCAGCAACUAGUCAGCACCAUCUGCGUAAAGCUUGGCGUCGAACUCGACCCCCGAGAUGUGGACGACGUGCGUCGGGUAGGCCAGCGCGGCGGCGGGGCGGGCGGCCUCGAGCGACCGCGCCCUGUUGUGUUGACGCUGACGCGGCGCGCGCCGCGCGACCAAAUCCUUCGCGCUGCGAAAGUUCGUCGCGGUCUAACUACCGAUGCACUGGAGAUUCCUGGAAAUUCACGACGUGUUUAUAUAAACGAACACCUGACAAAAAAUAAUCGAAUUCUUUUCAGUAAAGCUCGAGCUAGAGGAGCUGAACUGAAAUUCAAAUUUGUAUGGACUUCAAACGGCUCCAUCUAUAUGCGCCGGACUGAAACAAGUUCUAUUGUUCGGAUCUCAUCGGAAUCGAUGCUGGAGAAACUUCGCAAGGAACCUACGAGUACAUCUGAAAACCGGCCCGAGUCGUUUCAGGUCGUCACUAAUUAA
This is a messenger RNA of Cydia splendana, 792 nucleotides long. RefSeq lists its product as uncharacterized. The coding region runs from base 1 to 792 and encodes 263 amino acids. The transcript has a single exon. The record is from RefSeq and is a predicted model, not a curated record. Lineage: Eukaryota; Metazoa; Arthropoda; Insecta; Lepidoptera; Tortricidae.